AGCCAGAAUAGGACAGACUCAUAUACCAUUCUGAUCUGGGUGCAUUUCUUCCGAAGGAAAACUGAAGAGUUUACUAACAAACCCUCCAAGGUCAAAAUGAAUACAGAUAGCGGUGGGUGUGCUCGCAAACGUGCUGCCAUGUCUGUUACGUUAACAUCUGUGAAGAGAGUUCAAAGUUCUCCAAACCUAUUGGCUGCAGGGCGUGAUUCUCAGUCACCAGACCCAGCAUGGAGAUCUUACAGUGAUCGAAUACAAGAGACACUGAAUGGGGAUGCUACAUAUUCCUCUCUUGCAGCAAAAGGUUUCAGAAGUGUUCGACCAAACCUACAAGAAAAAAAAUCUCCAACUCAGGUGCCCCUUCCACCAGCUAGACAAGAGAACUUUCAUAGCUACUUGAUAACCAGUCACACACAGGGUGACCUUUUAGACUUAACAUUAGGUACAAACACACAAACUCCCUCCUGUACAGAGCUUUAUACUAACAGAAAGCUUCUUCCAGGAACUAUGCAUUCUAAUGAUGAUUCUAACCCAACAAUUAUAUAUUCGGAAGAAUCCAACACAACGGUGUCGUACACACGAAAAGUUACUAGCCCAAUACCAGCAGCUUCCAGCAUAAGUCCUACACCAUUUGCUGACAUCAGCACCCCAUUUCUACAAGAGAACUACAUGCAAGAUUCCCAAACUCAGAGAAUGUCUACCUCACAGCUAACGCAUAACCAGGGUGUGGGAAGUACCAUCCCGUUUCGUACUCCACAGUUUUCUAACCCUGUUGAAGUUCCUUCAUUUCUCAAAAAGCCCUGCUCACCACCUCCUCUCCCAGUGCCCGAGGUACACACAGCAUCUCUUUCCAUUCAGAUAGCUCCCCUUUCAGGACGAGAUCCUGAAGGCCACAAACAGCUACCUGAGCUUUCUUCAGAAACUACAAAGAUACCUCUUCAGCAAGAAAGACAAAGAUCUGCAGUUGCUUCGGCCUCUCAGUCCUCAGACCUCCCGAGUGGAAAUCAGCAUUUAACUGCCAAUGUGUUGGAGAGCCAGAUAACAGUGAAUGGCAACUCUGGCGGUGCUGUGAGCCCAAUGAGUUACUACCAAAGGCCGUUUUCCCCUUCCACAUACUCUCUCCCAGGAUCUCUCAACUCCAGCCUUAUCAUGCAGCAUGGCAGAUCCCUUGAUUCCUCAGAGACUUAUUCCCAGCAUGCUCAGUCUCUGGACGGCACCACAGGCAGUUCAAUACCGCUGUACAGAUCCUCUGAGGAAGAGAAGAGGGUGACAGUCAUCAAAGCCCCGCAUUACCCAGGGAUUGGGCCUGUGGACGAAUCUGGAAUCCCGACAGCAAUUAGAACGACGGUCGACCGGCCUAAGGACUGGUACAAGACAAUGUUUAAGCAGAUUCACAUGGUGCACAAGCCAGAUGAUGACAUAGACAUGUACAAUACUCCUUACACAUAUAAUGCAGGUCUGUACAACGCACCCUACAGUGCUCAGUCACACCCUGCUGCAAAGACCCAGACCUACAGACCUCUUUCCAAGAGCCACUCUGACAAUGGCACCAAUGCCUUUAAGGAAGCGUCCUCCCCAGUGCCUCCCCCACAUGUUCCCCCAAGACCCAGAGAUCAAUCUUCAACAGAAAAGCAUGACUGGGAUCCUCCAGACAGAAAGGUGGAUACCAGAAAAUUUCGGUCUGAGCCAAGGAGUAUUUUUGAAUAUGAGCCUGGGAAAUCAUCAAUUCUGCAACACGAAAGACCAGCUUCCAUAUAUCAGUCCUCCAUAGACAGAAGCCUGGAGAGGCCCAGCAGUUCUGCAAGCUUGGCCAGUGACUUCAGGAAAAGGAGGAAGAGUGAGCCUGCAGUGGGCCCACCCAGAGGCUUGGGGGAUCAGAUUGCAAGCAGGACCAGCCCCAGUAGGGGGGAGCUCCCAGGAUCAAGCACCACCCUGACAAAGUCAUUCAUUAGUUCUUCUCCUUCCUCCCCCUCAAGAGCAAAAGGUGGGGAUGAUAGCAAAAUGUGUCCAUCCCUUUGCAGUUACUCAGGGCUGAACGGCACACCCUCCAGUGAGUUAGAGUACUGUAGUCCUUACAGACAGCAUCUGGAUGUCCCAAGGGACUCACAAAGGGCCAUCACUUUCAAGAAUGGCUGGCAGAUGGCCCGACAAAAUGCAGAGAUCUGGAGCAGCACUGAAGAAUCAGUGUCCCCUAAAAUCAAAUCCCGUAGCUGCGAUGAUCUCCUAAAUGAUGACUGUGACAGCUUUCCUGACCCUCAAACUAAGUCAGAAAGUAUGGGCUCCUUGUUAUGUGAAGAAGAUUCCAAGGACAGCUGCCCCAUGACCUGGGGUUCCUCCUACAGCCAGGAAGGCAGAGCUAAUGGCAGAGCAAGAUUCAGACACAGGGCAGCCCACAACGCCCCAGGAUUCCUAAAAAUGUACAAGAAAAUGCACCGCAUCAACCGGAAAGACUUGAUGAACUCAGAGGUGAUCUGCUCGGUGAAGUCGAGAAUCAUGCAGUAUGAAAAGGAGCAGCAGCACCAGGGCCUGCUGCAUGGGUGGAGCCGCUCCUCCACAGAGGACGUGCCCAGGGAUGUGGUACCCACACGCAUCUCAGAAUUUGAAAAGUUGAUUCAAAAAUCAAAAUCCAUGCCAAAUUUAGGAGACGAAAUGUUAUCUCCUGUAACCCUUGAGCCACCACAAAAUGGCUUGUGUCCCAAGAGGCGAUUUUCCAUUGAGUCUUUGCUGGAGGAAGAAAGUAGACACCCUGCUCAGGCUCAGCAGAGCUACAAGUCCAAAACCCUGGUGCCCAUUCACAUUGAAGUCACCAGCGAUGAGCAGCCAAGAAUGCACAUGGAAUUUUCUGACAGUGACCAGGAUGGAGUUGUGUCUGAUCACAGUGACUAUAUCCAUGUGGAAGGGUCGUCCUUUUGCAGUGAAAGUGAUUUUGAUCACUUUUCAUUCACAUCCUCAGAAAGUUUCUAUGGAUCCAGCCAUCAUCACCACCACCAUCACCAUCACCACCAUCACCGGCACCUCAUCAGCUCCUGCAAAGGCCGGUGCCCAGCCUCCUACACUCGAUUCACCACAAUGUUAAAACAUGAAAGAGCUAAGCAUGAAAGUGUUGAACAGCCUAGAAGACAAGAAAUGGACCCCAGCCUGUCUAAACUUGCAUUUCUAGUCAGCCCUGUGCCUUUCCGGAGAAAAAAAAAUUUGACUCCCAAAAAACAGACUGAAAAGGCAAGAUGUAAAGCAUCUGUAUAUGAGGCUUUGGACUCUGCCCUUAAAGACAUCUGUGACCAAAUCAAAGCUGAAAAGAGAAGAGGAAGUUUGCCAGACAACAGUAUACUGCACCGUCUUAUCAGUGAACUGCUGCCAGAUAUUCCUGAAAGGAACUCAUCCCUUAAAGCUCUGAAAAGGAGCCCCACACACCAGCCUUUCCACCCACUGCCUCCCGAUGGUGCUAUUCAUUGUCCACUGUACCAGAAUGAUUGUGGGAGAAUGCCACACAGUGCCUCUUUCCCCGACGUGGACACAGCCAACAACAGCUACUACCACCAAGACCAUGACAGUGCCCUGAGUCUCCAAGACCGAGAGUCCCCUAGAAGUUACUCGUCCACUUUCACUGACUUGGGGAGAAGUGCAUCAAGGGAAAGAAGAGGAACUCCAGAAAAAGAGAAAUUUCCUGCAAAAGCUGUUUAUGAUUUUAAGGCACAGACAUCUAAGGAGCUGUCAUUUAAGAAAGGUGACACUGUCUACAUCCUCAGGAAAAUCGACCAAAAUUGGUACGAAGGCGAGCACCAUGGAAGAGUGGGCAUUUUUCCAAUCUCAUAUGUAGAGAAACUCACACCUCCCGACAAAGCACAGCCUGCAAGACCACCUCCCCCGGCCCAGCCUGGAGAAAUUGGAGAAGCUAUAGCCAAAUAUAAUUUCAAUGCAGACACAAAUGUGGAACUCUCACUGAGAAAGGGAGAUAGAAUUAUUCUCCUUAAACGAGUUGAUCAAAACUGGUAUGAAGGUAAAAUUCCAGGCACCAACAGACAAGGCAUCUUCCCUGUUUCCUACGUAGAAGUUGUCAAGAAGAAUACAAAAGGUGCUGAGGAUUACCCUGACCCUCCAAUACCCCACAGCUACUCUAGUGAUAGAAUUCACAGCCUAAGUUCCAAUAAGCCACAGCGUCCUGUGUUUACCCAUGAAAACAUUCAAGGUGGGGGGGAACCGUUUCAGGCUCUGUAUAACUAUACUCCUAGGAACGAAGAUGAGCUGGAGCUCAGAGAAAGUGAUGUGAUUGAUGUGAUGGAGAAGUGUGAUGACGGGUGGUUUGUUGGAACCUCAAGAAGAACCAAAUUCUUUGGUACUUUUCCCGGAAACUAUGUCAAGAGGCUGUGAAUCACUCUCCUUAUGUAUGCCGCAUUUCAGCAAAACAUCUGCAUAAACUUGCCUGAAACAUCUGCGCAGGCUCUCGUUGUCAUGCCUUAUCGUUUCUAAUGCACCAUCACCAUCUCCACCUGCUGCCACCAAACCAAACCACCAGCAGAGUAACUGCCGCUGUGAGCCUUGGGGAGACAGGGCACACGCAUCCACAGGGAAGUGCAUCUUCCUGCUUUCUGUCCUAAACUUUGGAAAGUCAAUAUGGGAGAUCAGAACAAAAAGUGUUAUAUUUUAAAAAGAAUAAAAUAGUUGAGAGAAAGAAAACAAAAGAAAGAAAACGUCUCCAAGAGGCUCUGUGGUCUCCUGGCUGUCUUUCAACAUCUGGAAGAUGCUCCUCCCCCAGGCAACCAGAAGAUGGUUUAUUCCAAAAUGCUGUGGUUUGCAUUUUCACAUUCUUAGCUUGGCAGUCUAUUUUCUUUUCACAAGUUUGCCUAGUGUCCUGGUUUACACUGUAUGACAACCGUACUUCAGCUACUGUUUGCCUGCACUUAUAUGUUGUUAUAUGCACAAUGAUAGCAAAACCUAAAGCAAGAGUAGGAAAGUUAAUUUGUAUGGGUGUGAUUUUAUUCAUUGAAUGUACAUGUUCAAAGAAGAGUCUUUUCCUGCAGUUGUUUGUACUUUUUAGAAGUACAGUGAGUGAAUACGAUCCUCUUUGGUAAUUACCAUGAGAAUAAAAAAGGGUUAGGUAGACUACAGAAAAAAACUAUUGUGUUGUAAAGUUGCAUUGCUAUUUUAUAUUAAAAUGGAAUCAUCAGCAUCAUGAACAAUGAGCUCUUAGUGUUUUAUUUAUCUGAUAAAAUUUAAAUAAAGGCAGUGUUAGUGAGAGGUGCAGAAUACUAUUCUGACAUAGACACUUGAAAGUAACCGUAAGCAAUAUUAGUAGAUAAGAUUUCACUGUGUGUACACAUGCACAUUUGAGAUUGUAUGAGAACAUAUGAUCCAUGUGACAUGUUGUACAUUUUAUGGAAAUGUAGAAAAACCCUACACAUUAUUUUAGAGGAAUAGAAUACUUCAGAGGCGUCACAAGUAUUAAGGCUGGUUUUAGCAAGGAUUAUGGUCAAUACAAUUAUUUUUACUAUUAUAAUUAUUUUUCUUCUAUGGAACCCUGAAUCCUGGCCACAUUUGAGAAAAGGAAUAUGUUAAGCUUGAUUUUAUUGGUAUAUGUAAAAUAUUUCCUAGGAAUAAAUUGGGCACUUUUUAGAGACUGUUAAAUCAUUCAGGUUAUUUUUUUUUCUGCCCCAAAGUAGAGCCUGAAAGAUUUAAUAGGGUUAACAGUGCCUAAAUUGUGUAUACUCUGAAAACUAGCUUUGUAUUUCUUAUGAAUUUUCAUAAGAACUGUUCUUCUUUGGAUCUUGAGCACCUUAUAGAUAAAACUUUUUAUGGCAUUUCUUCAUGGACACCGAUUGAUCUUUUCACAAUAUGUAGGCUGUAGAAUUUGUACAUACGUGUGUUCUUUUUUGUACAGACUGUUUAGUAGUUGAGAAAACAGGAGAAAUUCCUAAUUUGAUCUUUAUCCUGCUCUUAGACUAAGCUAAAGCUCUUUCAGAAGAUUAUCCUCCAUGUACCACACAGAUCCCAGGCGCACCUUGUUAGUGUGGUUCUGUUAGGUAUACAAAAGUCUAUGGAUUGAAAAGGCCCUAGCAGCCAAACUGCAAUGUACAUAAAUACUGGUUUCAGAGGAAUUUCACUAGGAAUAAAGUAAAGGAACGUCUUUGGGUAGCUAACCAUGAUUAUUGUCAAGUUCAUGACCAGCUUUGUAUUUAAAAGGCUUUGGGUUUGAAAUUAAGUCAACUGCAUGCAGCUUUGCUGAAAAAAAUGACUAAUUCUCUUUGAUGCCAUUUAUGAGACAAGAUUUCAAAAUCUGUUGCCUGUCAUAUUUAAGAAAAAGUACUGUUUCUACUCUCUGUAUCUGGUUUUAAAAGGAAAACUACUCCUACUUGACUUUCAGGUAAUUGAAUUCUUACAAGCAAAGAUCAUUGUGUUUUUCUUGAGUAGACAGCUAAUAAAUUUUGCUUGGAAAUGUA
Messenger RNA from Octodon degus (degu), 6431 nucleotides. It is a transcript of the gene Sorbs2, whose product is annotated as sorbin and SH3 domain containing 2. The record is from RefSeq and is a predicted model, not a curated record. NCBI's taxonomy places the organism in Eukaryota, Metazoa, Chordata, Mammalia, Rodentia, Octodontidae. Bases 97 to 4365 code for a protein of 1422 amino acids. Gene Ontology annotation, molecular function: protein binding. Gene Ontology annotation, cellular component: plasma membrane; dendrite; neuronal cell body. Gene Ontology annotation, biological process: Notch signaling pathway. The transcript has 24 exons.